GCGCGGCAACUCUUAAACCCUCUUCGCGAGAAAUGCGUCGCGCACGUAGUACUCGCGCAACGUGACGUGUGUGUGCGUGUGUGCGACUGCAUCGCGACGCCCGUCAAUGGCACGCACGGGAUUCGUCGCGAUUCCGUCAAGUUUCCCACGACACUCGGACGACGCAACCGCACGCGGGAGAGAGAGGAUGCUGCUGAUCGGCACCGAGUCGUGAGGUAGAAGCGUCGAGGAUUCGCAAUUCCGCGAACUCGAGGGGGGAGCGUCGUCGAGUUGUCCGCGAGAGCGAGGUUAUAGGUUAGGUGCCGUUCGCGUCAUGGCACAGUCGACAACAAGCGGGACGUCUUCGCGGCGGUACAUGAGGGAGCACGAGGUGUCGUCCUCGUCGCGCUACGUGGACACCGAAUGGGAGUCCAAGGAGGCCCUGCGGCAGCGGGAACUCGAGGAGGCGAGAGCGCGAGCGGCGCAGAUGGAGAAGACGAUGCGCUGGUGGUCGGACUGCACCGCCAACUGGCGCGAGAAGUGGAGCAAGGUCCGGAACGAGAGAAACGCCGCCCGGGACGAGGCGAAGGUCCUCAGGGCGAAACUGGAGAUCGCCGUGAAGGAUGCCAACACCUUCAAGCACGAGUCCCAGGAGCUGGAGCUGCAGAACGAGCAGCUGAAGAAGGAGAUGGAGAAAAUACACAUGAUACUCCUGAAGCACGCUGGCCAGUUCGAUCAGCAGAUCUUCACGAUCCUGGAGUCGGAUCCGCAGCUGAGGGCCACUCUGGGUCUCGACGAGCAGCUGGAGUUCUACAACAACGACGAAUCCGGUGACCUGCUGAGCGCGCGGAGGGACAUGCUGGCCUGUGAAAACUCACACGAGGCGUCGAGCGUCGCGGCGGCGGGCCACGGCAUCCUGCCGGAUCGCGACAUCGAGGAGUACGUGCUGCAGGGCGCGGUGCCGAAGCACGCGGUGGAGCUGUAUAAGGAGGGUCCCAACAGCUCGCUGGACGCGAAAGCGGCCGCGGCCGGCGGCAGGAAGGACGCGCUGGAGGAGCAGCAGUCGCUGCUCGACGCGUACGGGGACGAAUCGUUGACGCAGAAAAUGUCGGCGCUGCAACUGAAGCUGGAGGAGGCGACGAGGGCCAUCUCCGUCGAGAGGGAGGAAAAGAACUCUCUGCAUCACACGGUGGAGAAACUGAAGGCCGAGAUCAAGCAGUUGCGGGAGCGGUGCGAGGAGUUGUCCGAGAGCAGGGCGGACGCGAUGCGGGAACUGUCGGAGCUGAAGGAGCGAUAUCAAAUCGAGCUCAGUGACGAGCACAUAGCGGAUCUGAUGAACGAGGCGGCUGACGGAGGCGGCAUGGAUCGCCGGCUGAGCGAACUGAGAGCCGAGUUGGAGAGACUUCAAGCGGAGAACGCGGCCGAAUGGGGUAAGAGAGAAAAACUGGAGACCGAGAAGAUUUCGCUGGAACGCGAGAACAAGCAGCUUCGCCUGAAGAUACACGACCUGCAGGAGAGGAUAGAGUCGCGGCGGCCGCGUCCGGUCUCCACGACCGACGCGGACACCAGACAGCUGCAGCAGGAGCUUCUAGUUCGCAACAUGGUGUUGCUCGAAGUGAAACAGUAUCAGGCGACAUUGAAGCAAUCCCUGGUGGAGAAGACGACGGAGCUGUCACACGCGAUGAGGCGGUCCGAGCAGUACGAGGCGGAGGUGAGGCGAGUGAGAGCGAGGGUCGACGAGUUGAAGAAGGAGCUGGCGGCCGCGCAGGACGAGGUCGACGCCGCUACGAACAGCGCGCGGAAACUGCAACGCGCCAACGAGGAUCUUGUGGAGCAACUGGAAUCCGCUAACGUGCAGUUGGAGCACUUUAGAAAUAGCAACAACGAGCCGAGUGCAUCGAAUGUAGAAGUCGACGGGGCAGGGGAGGAGAAGUUUCACGUUAACAAUUCCGACGAGUAUGCCGAAGCUUACGAUCGUCGAGAAGCCUAGUAUUCGAUCGUGUCGAUAGCGACGGCGCGUCUGAAGCAGAUACUGAGGAUGCAGGUCGGAUAAACCGAUCUCUUAGCGGGCCUAAGGUGCGGACGGCUUCGUUCUAACGUUUAAUUCUCUCUGUCUCUGUCUCACUCUCUCCGUGUUCGUUAGAUCUAACGCGGCGAAUUGCAAGGUAAAGCAUCGGUACUUCCAGUAGUGUAUAUGUAAAUGUGUAUAGAUGGUUGGUAGCGUAUCGGUAUAUAAUAAGGAUUUUAAUUACUUAUCGAUUCGUCUCGGUAAGAUCUCGAUGAGCCGUUGCGUUGCAAGUAUUUACUGUCCAACACAGUCAUUUACUCAACCACGUGAGAUUGUGUUCAAUUUCGCCCGUCUCAUUGUUUUCUGUAGAUAAAAAUCAUUUCAUCGUCAGCGCGCGCGCUCGAUUUUCUACUUUUGUAAAUUAUAAACGCGAAUACCACGCGUUUCGUUCUACACUCGAUCCCGAAUCGGAUCGCGCGUUCUGUGUAAACGGCCACACAUUCCGCGUUAUUUUGUACGAUUCUUCUUUUAGACUGAUGUAAAAAUGUUGUAUAUAUAUAUACAUAUACAUAUAUAUCCACACGAGAUACACGUGUUGACGUUAGAACUACGCGCUAGAACACCGGAAGACGAUUUACGUGUACCUGUCUCUACCGGACAAUUAAAAUUUUUGAGGAAAUAAAAUUUUUUAGUUUUAUCCAACGUCAAUUAAAAAUAAAAAUAAUAUUAAGAAGUCGUGUAUAAUAUUCUUUAUAAUAAAGUUCCGAUAUAUUUCUUUUUUUUCACGAGGAAUAAAAGAUAAGUAAAAGAAAUAUUUCAUUUUUACUUUUUUUCGUACUUGUCAAACUGGUCGUUUCGACUGCUAGUUCUAGUACGGUGGUUCUAACGGUUAACGGAGAUUACGUUUCGUCACCGCGCGAAAAGACUGGCGAAAUCGCGUAGCGGAAUUCAGUAUGUACAAGAUACGAUACCUGAUAUUUAUAACGGAACCUUUUAUGUCAAUAUCAAGGAUCUACUUGGCAUAAGUUAAAGCGCGACACGCUGUAUAUCGUAUAUCGUGUCGCGAAAACAAUAUAUCAAAGAUUGUAGAUCGAGAUCCAAACGGAAAAAGAAAAAACCUUUACACGCAAUUAUCUACAUCAAAUCAAAAGAUUGUUGUUAAUUAUAUUUCUUAACACCGACGAGGGAAGGAUGCGAGAGGACUGUUCUCCUAAUCAAAGUGUAUUUUAUUGACAAAACUUAAUAAAUAGCAGCGAUUGAUGUA
Ooceraea biroi (clonal raider ant) is the source of this 3251-nucleotide messenger RNA. RefSeq names its product coiled-coil domain-containing protein 102A. The record is from RefSeq and is a predicted model, not a curated record. NCBI's taxonomy places the organism in Eukaryota, Metazoa, Arthropoda, Insecta, Hymenoptera, Formicidae.